This is a messenger RNA of Wasmannia auropunctata (little fire ant), 619 nucleotides long. RefSeq lists its product as uncharacterized. The record is from RefSeq and is a predicted model, not a curated record. The annotation marks the transcript as partial. NCBI's taxonomy places the organism in Eukaryota, Metazoa, Arthropoda, Insecta, Hymenoptera, Formicidae. The transcript has 2 exons.
AAAACUACUUGUCACGAGAAUGUAAUUUAUCUGUCUGUUGUUUCAGAAGUGUUUCCCUUCGUCGAGCACACGUGUCGCGUGGGACCAGAAGAAUGCAAGGUGCACGCUGGAGACUGCGCAGAAUACACGAGACUGCGGGAAUGCUGUUGCUACUCGUACUUGGCCUCUACCUGGAAAUACCUGGCGACUGGCGUAGGAUCACGAGCCAGUAUAAGUCUCACCAAGUUCAUGAUGAUCCUAACGAUUCUCAGGUUAUAUCUGUUGUUGGCCUAAAACUGACAGUACCAAAAAUGUUGUAUAUUAUUAAUUAUUUUAAUAAAUUGUUUUUACAUCGAUCGAAGGAGACAGGCAAUUCCUCGCAAUUUGAUAAGAAUGAUAUUGAUUCUAGACUUAAAUUAAGAAAAUGAAUACAUAUAGAACUCUGUCAUUAUAGCGUAAAGUGAAUGAAAUUUGAAAGCGAAGAAGAUGAUAUUAUAUAUAUAUGUAUAUAUAUAUAUUUUUUUUUUUAACAAUUUUUUAAGACACAUUGAUUAUAGAACAGGUACUGAUAUAUUGUGAUAAUAAAUUGUGUAUAUGUACAAAUGAGGUUUAUAAAUAUAUUUUGCGCAAAUCUUCAGAA